Molecule: messenger RNA, 2146 nt
Organism: Rana temporaria (common frog)
Lineage: Eukaryota; Metazoa; Chordata; Amphibia; Anura; Ranidae
Gene: CHM
Product: CHM Rab escort protein
Exons: 15
Coding region: 59-1972 (637 amino acids)
Biological process (GO): protein geranylgeranylation; small GTPase-mediated signal transduction; intracellular protein transport
Cellular component (GO): cytoplasm; Rab-protein geranylgeranyltransferase complex; nucleus
Molecular function (GO): GDP-dissociation inhibitor activity
Source: RefSeq, a predicted model, not a curated record
CCGCGCCGACGCCGCACAUCCGCCCGUAGCAGUCACAUGACCCGAGACAGCUGUCAAGAUGGCGGCGGACCUGCCUGCUGAAUUUGAUGUGGUCAUCCUAGGCACAGGUCUGCCGGAGUCCAUUGUAGCAGCUGCCUGCUCUAGAAUAGGACAGCGAGUCCUCCAUCUGGAUGCAAGGAAUUAUUACGGUGGGAACUGGGCCAGUUUCACAUUUUCGGGUUUACAGUCCUGGAUUGAUGAGCACAAGCAGAGGGAUGUCGCCAGUGAAGAGCCCGACGCCGGCAAGGAACAUGUUCUGGAAAAUGAAGGAAUCGUUCCUCUAAACCGAAGGGGCGGGACUGUCCGAAAUGUUGAAGUUUUCUCGUAUUCCAAAAGUAAAGACUCGGACGUUGUGGAGGAAGUCGGUGCGCUCAGUAUAAAGCCGCAACUCCUGAACACAGACCCUACAGAUAGUGACCAACCUCUGCAGGAUAGCCCCGCCCACGAGGAGUCUGUGCCCCAAGAGCUGCAGGAUCCAGAGUCUGGAAGCGCUGAACAUCGAGAAGUGACCUCUGGAAGCGACCAAACCCCCAGUGCCAACAUCGCGCCGCCAACCCCAGAGAGCGGCGACGCCCCGGACACAGAACCAAGCGCCGCCAAAGUGUGCCAAACGGAGCCCAAGAAAAGCGUUACCUACUCGGAUAUUGUGAGAGAAGGACGGAGGUUCAACAUUGAUCUGGUUUCAAAGUUCCUGUACUCCCGAGGACUGCUGAUCGAUCUCCUCAUCAAAUCCAACGUGAGCCGCUACACCGAGUUCAAGAACGUCACCCGAAUCCUCACCUAUCACAAGGGAAGGAUUGAACAGGUGCCGUGUUCCCGAGCCGACGUCUUCUCCAGCAAGCAGUUGUCUAUGAUAGAGAAGCGGACCCUGAUGAAGUUCCUGACCUUCUGUGCGGACUAUGAGCAGCAUAUCGAGGAAUAUCAAGAUCACAAGGAUUCCACCUUUGCGGAGUUCCUACAGGCGAAGCGGUUGACGCCCAGUUUGCAGCACUUCGUCCUCUGCGCCAUCGCAAUGGUUUCCAAAAACACCAACACUGUAGAUGGGCUGAAGGCGACGCAGCAUUUCUUGCAGUGCCUGGGCCGCUAUGGGAACACCCCCUUCUUGUUCCACUUGUACGGAUUGGGGGAGAUUCCGCAGUGUUUCUGCAGGAUGAGCGCGGUUUUUGGUGGGAUCUACUGCUUACAUCAUUCCCUCCAGUGCCUGGUCAUAGAUGAAGAGUCGAAGCGGUGUACGGCCGUCAUUGACAGCAGCGGGAAACGCAUCAGCUGUAACUAUGUCCUUGUAGAGGACGGCUACCUGACGGAGGAAACCUGCGCACAGGUACAGUACAGACAAAUCUCUCGCGCCGUUCUCAUCACUGACAGUUCUGUGCUAAGAUCGGAGUCUGACCAAGAGAUAUCUGUACUGACAGUUCCCUCAGAGGACGGACAUCAGAAUGCCGUGUACAUGACGGAGCUGUGCUCCUCCACCAACACAUGUAUAAAGAACACGUAUCUGGUCCACCUCUCAUGUUCCUCGAUGAAGGCCACAGCCAGAGAAGACCUGGAGCCGGUGAUACGGAAGUUAUUUGUACUAGAUGGGGAAGAAGAUCCUGAGAGUGUAGAGAGGCCGCGGGUCCUCUGGCUCCUGUACUUUAAUAUGAGAGACUCCUCCAUGGUAGAGCGUCAAUCUUACGUUGGGCUCCCCUCUAAUGUGUUUGUCUGCAGCGGGCCGGACCCGUGCUUCGGAUAUGACCACUCCGUCCAGCAGGCGGAGAACACUUUCACCGCGAUGUAUCCAUCAGAAGAGUUCUGCCCUCCGGCGCCCAACCCGGAAGAUAUCAUUUACGACGGCGAGGGAGCUCAGCCAGACGCCUCAGAAGCCGGAGCGGCGGAGGAAUCCAAAGAGGAGACGCCGAGUGAAAACGUAACCGAGGAACCGAAAACCGAAUGACUCCGACCAUCUCGCGGCUCCGAAGGCUUCUGAUCCUUCGCCUAUCCAACAAAGCCGAGCGUUUCGCCAGAUGUGUCGCCGCACAACGCCGUCUGUUUGUUUACCUGCAAUGUGUCUUUAAUUAUUCUGUGUAUAUGGCUGCAAUAAAUAUGUUUUCAUAUCGUUCAAUCCCGA